This is a messenger RNA of Trichophyton benhamiae CBS 112371, 966 nucleotides long. RefSeq lists its product as uncharacterized. The record is from RefSeq and is a predicted model, not a curated record. Lineage: Eukaryota; Fungi; Ascomycota; Eurotiomycetes; Onygenales; Arthrodermataceae. The transcript has 3 exons. The coding region runs from base 1 to 966 and encodes 321 amino acids.
AUGGUCGAGGAUGACCGCGAGGUGCGCAGGGACAAGCGCUCGCUCUUCAGCGGCAUCCCGGACUACGUCCAGCCGGCCGCCAACGACACCCAGAGCACCCACCUCGUACCCGUCAUCCGGCCAGGCAGAAGCAGCAGCAUCAGCAGCAACAGCAACCGCGGCGGUGGUGGCAGACGGCCAGACAUAUCCCCUGCUCGAUCUAGUGACGAUCGAGGGUUUCGACGCCCAACGCUGCUGCGUCGUCAGUCCUCGCUCGACCGGUUCGAUCUCGCGGCCUCCAAGCGCUCCCAUGACUACCGCCGUUACGAUAGGGAUGACUACGGCCCGCCAGUCACCCCGCGGAAGCGCAGCUCGACUCGCGUGCCCGAUAUAAAGCCGGCCAGAAGCAUCACCCCGCGGGGGAGACGUUCGUCCAGCCUAGCCAUGCUCGAUGCACCAGCACCACCCCGCGCGAAGUCGAGACGGGCGAGCCCCAAGCCGGGGACCACCCGUAUCCCCAAGCAUAUGGUUGCGCCUAUUGCGCUCGAGGACCUGGGUUACGACUACGAGGAAUAUGAGGAGGAUAUCCUGAUCUACAAGAUCCUUACCGACGACCGGAUCCAUGAGUUGGUAGAGUACAGCAAGAGAGCACGAGCAGGCGCUCUUCCACGGAGAAGCAAGGAGAAGGAGACCGUCAUCGUUGGAGCCAAAGACACUCCUCUGACCGUUGAGCGGCGUCAAUCCAUCUCCAGACGCGGAGGCAGAACCCCAUCUCCACCCAUGGAUGUCCGUUCAAUCAGACCCCGUCAUGUCCGGCGACGCUCGUCUCCCAUCCGUGUCCUAGAGGUCGCCGACGACCAUCCAGAGCGGCUGCUGGUGCCGUACCAUCACCACAUGUCUGAGCGUGAGCUCAUGACAGCUGUAGACGCGCCAGAGGUUGUCGUCAAGAGAGACUACAAGGGUAUGUCCUAUCCAACCUACUCAUAA